This is a messenger RNA of Serpula lacrymans var. lacrymans S7.9, 1457 nucleotides long. It is a transcript of the gene cyc2, whose product is annotated as putative terpene cyclase. The transcript is spliced from 4 exons. Lineage: Eukaryota; Fungi; Basidiomycota; Agaricomycetes; Boletales; Serpulaceae. The record is from RefSeq and is a predicted model, not a curated record. The coding region runs from base 78 to 1091 and encodes 337 amino acids.
GUCGUCCCCUCAUCUAUCCACUACCUCUCUUCUAUCAUAGCCUUCUUAUUCCUUUCUCGUUUAAUCAUCUGACGACCAUGUCUUCAACUGAAUCAGCUCCUACGAAAUUCAUCCUUCCCGAUCUUGUCACCGAUUGCACAUUCCCUCUUCGCUUGAACUCAGACUGCUACGAUGUUGCUCGCGCUUCCGAGAAAUGGCUUUUGUCGGGUGCUCGUCUUGUCGAGCCCAGGAGCUCCAAGUUUAUGGGUUUGAAAGCCGGCGAGCUUACUGCAGCAUGUUACCCGGACGCAGAUGCUUCCCACCUUCGUGUCUGUUCUGAUUUCAUGAACUGGCUAUUCAACAUGGAUGAUUGGUUGGACGAAUUCGAUGUAGAGGGAACUUGGGGUAUGCGGGAAUGCUGCAUUGGUGCUUUCCGCGAUCCUCUUCAGUUUGAAACCGAAAAGCUCGGUGGUAAAAUGACAAAAUGCUUCUUUAGCCGCUUUGUAAAGACCGGUGGUCCUGGUUGCACGGAACGCUUCAUCCACACCAUGGAUCUGUUCUUCAAAGCCGUCGUUUUACAAGCCAACGACCGUGCCAAUGGUCUCGUCCCGGAUCUUGAAUCUUAUAUCACUGUUCGUCGCGACACGAGUGGCUGCAAACCGUGUUUCGCCCUUAUUGAGUACGCCGCCCGCAUCGACCUUCCAGACGAGGUUAUGCAGCACCCUGUCAUCCAAUCUAUGGAAGAAGCCACUAACGACCUCGUAACAUGGUCGAAUGAUAUAUUCUCUUAUAAUGUAGAACAGUCCCGUCACGAUACGCAUAACAUGAUUGUGGUCCUCAUGCGCGAGCGUGGGCUUGACCUACAGGGGGCAGUUGAUGUCGUUGGCAACUUCUGCAAAGGCAGUAUUGACCGCUUCCAGACCGAACGUGAUAACCUUCCGUCAUGGGGAGAAGAAAUUGAUCGCGAUGUGGCGAUCUAUAUCGAUGGACUCCAAAACUGGAUCGUCGGCUCUCUCCACUGGAGCUUCGACUCUGAACGGUACUUCGGAAAGGAGGGUCUCGAUGUCAAGCAGCAACGUAUUAUCAACCUUUUGCCAAAACGCCCUUUGUGAUCGGAUUGCUCUCACCCUGUAGCGUUUACCUUAUCUGUAUAGCCGUCUACUACUAGACUCUUCGCGAUAGCGAUUAUUUCUAUCAUAUUACCCGGAUAAUCACACAGUUCUAUGAUAUGGGUCCAUGCGCAAUAUAUGCCUAUGCACCUCAACACACCUACCAAAACGGGCUGGCGCAAUGGCCACCCUCUUUACUACCUCCUGUAGCUUUGACUUUUAUUCUGUAUGACGUCCAUGUUUCGAAGUCUCCGACUGUAUCAUACCUCCGGCUCAUCUAACUACGCUUUAUUUUAGAUUUUAGUUUUCUUGGAUAGUUAGCAGUGUUAUCUGUUGUUUUAAUUUUUGAAUACAAGUGAUUGAUUGAUU